Molecule: messenger RNA, 843 nt
Organism: Paramecium tetraurelia
Lineage: Eukaryota; Ciliophora; Oligohymenophorea; Peniculida; Parameciidae
Exons: 6
Molecular function (GO): calcium ion binding
Source: RefSeq, a predicted model, not a curated record
AUGAUAUUACCACCAUCUGAUCAAAUACUCCAUUCAGUGCAAUCCAAAUAAUGGUUCAAUUCUCGAUGUCAAUCCAAAGUUAAAUUGUAGUAUUUGAAAUCAUCACGUGAAAUAAUGAAUGACAAUGUUGUCACAAACACAUUUCGUUUAAUCGACAGAGAUUAAUCAAAGACACUCGAAAUUGAAGAGUUGUACUCCAUGUUUCUCAAGAACGGCUAUCCGAUCAACAUCAAUUUGCUUAGAGGUUUUUUUGAGAAAGCAGAUAAAGACAAUAACAAAUCUAUUGAAUUAGAAGAAUUUAAACACAUUAUGUACGAUGAAUAGGCUACACAAUCUUUUAGAGAAAUGAUGAGAAAAAUGAGAGAACAAGCCAAAGAGUCCAAUUAUUAUUCUACUGACUUUGUCAGAUUGUUGAGAUAUCUCUCUUAUUGUCAGGACAGAAAUUCUUUGCAAUUUCAAAUCAAUAUUAACUUAUCUCAAUUGAUCUAGCUCAAUCAUCAAUACAACUAAGAUUAAUAAAUGAGCGAUGAAUAAUUACAACCGAGACCAUACAAAAAGUAAAAUAAUGAAAGGAAAAUCUUACCACCUUUACAUAGACAUUAUGUUGGCAAUUCAAAUCCAUCUUACAUUGCUUAAUCUUAACUUAAAUUGAACUUAAGUGAUGUACAGAAGAAUUCAGCCUUAUCUAUUCCAUCUUACAAAUCCCCUCAAAACACAGACAGAUUUAGCAAGUAAUCCACAAUCAAAUGUCAAAAUUAUAUAAGAAUCAAUAAUAAAAUAUUUAGUAAUAAUAAAAAAUGAAUGUCUUAUUAAUUUUAUUUAUUUAUUAUUAUACCACCUCUA